Molecule: messenger RNA, 4589 nt
Organism: Exaiptasia diaphana
Lineage: Eukaryota; Metazoa; Cnidaria; Anthozoa; Actiniaria; Aiptasiidae
Product: interaptin
Exons: 1
Coding region: 363-4559 (1398 amino acids)
Molecular function (GO): protein binding
Source: RefSeq, a predicted model, not a curated record
UUAGACCAUCACUAUCAUUAAUCAGUUUGUAGACAUUUCAGUAUAAUCAACUGACUGACAAAACAGACCGGUAAGUCGAUCACAAACGACAGCUACUAAGUGAGAACUGAAAACAAGUCUAAAAUUGAACUGCAUUAGCGACUUCUUAGUGGAUGAUGAUGUUCACUCGAUAUACAUGAGAAGAUCCAAGUUUCGUGAUGUAUUUCAUUGUUCGGUCGUUCUUCACACGGCGUGAACAUAAAAACCAUUGACUUUUUUCAUUAAGUGAAAUUGGUUUCCAUACAGACACACAUCGAGGAUUUCAAAAAGAGGAAGAAGAAUUGAGCGGAAGCGCUAAGGUCUUAAAGGAUAUUUCUUGUGAAAUGCAAAUGGAGGGAGAGGAGGGUGUCAUGCAAUCUCCUCAUAGACGAUGCAAGUCAGUGCCAUCAAUGAACAGCGGUAGUAUUGAGUUGAAUGAUACUGGAUUAUAUACGGUAAGGUCGAGAAGUGGCACAGACACUGGGCAAAGACUUGUGCCCUCAAAUCGAUCAAAAAUACGUCUAUCAAGCGGUGGACUUCUUCGAAGUCAAAGCAAAAAGCGACGAGCUAAAAACGGUAACGAAAAGUCUCGGUCAGUUGACUAUGACAUCGAAGAAAGCGAUAAAUCAACCAGAAAGAAUUCUACUGAGUCGAAUCCGUCGAUAGAAGAAAGAAGUGAAGAUUUUGUGUCUAGAAGAAGAAAAUUCGGCGUUUCUGUGGCAAAUAAUCUUGUGCCGAAAAGACAAAACAUUAAAAUGCAUAGAGAAGAGGAUUUCCAUAACAACGAUGAACAUGAACAAACACCCGUACAAGACAUUGGUACGAGAACCGACGUGGGAGAUCAACAUCAGUCGAGAGAUCCAGGAGUGUCAAAGCAUAUCAGCGAUUUAGAUAAAACACUUGACGUUGAUAAAACCUUUAACGGCAACCAAGAUAUAAAGGAAGAACUGCACAAGUGUUCGAAGGGGCAAGAAACGAUCUUGAAGUCCAGGCGACGAUCACUUCCGGCCAAGUUGUCUAAAUAUCACGAAGACUUAAAUUUAGAUUAUCGAAAAGGUCACGAACGUGAUGGUGUACAUGGAAAUAGUGUUACCUUGCAAGAAAUGCGAAAAUUUCACUCAUUGCCAACAGAAUUAAAUGAAUGCUAUUUAUCAACAACCACACAAAAAAUGGCUUUCAUCAAACCAAACGAGAAUCAGCCAGUCGACAACUUGGAUCAAAACAUGGAACUAGAUCUUGGAGGGGAUAAAUUAACAUAUGACAAUGAAGACAAUGCAUUUGAAGAAAAUGACCAGUCUGCUUCAAGUGAGAAUAAACAACGUGGUGUGACAAAAACAAAAUCUAUACCCCAAAAUGUUGCAAAAGAUAAUGAAAAUCAGUCAAGGGAACUUGAAGUAUGUCACCAAAUCUCACGAUGUCAAGAUGACAAACCACUUAAACAUCAUCGAAGAAAAAAACCAAAACAACAACGAAGAACCAAAUCACUACCUGCUCUUUUGGUCUUAGAAGAAAUUCCUGAAGUAAAUGAGGAAGAGGGAAAUUUUGACGAUUCAUUGGAAAGCAUUGCAAGACUUCAUGUAAAUAAAGCGUUUUGUGAACUUCUCCGGAGAAUUAGCAUUAACCAAGCAAAGAAAGGAAGAAAGAAAGUGCGGCGAACACAUUCUCUUUCAACAAUACAAGAGCGACUUUAUGAAGAAAAUGAACAAAGUGAGAAACUAGGGACAGCAGUUCACAAUCACGUGAAAGAAGAUCACGCAACGCACGUGCAAGAGACUUACGAUAACGUAAAUAUUGAACAGUUCGCUGAAGGAACCUUCCUACAUAAAAACUUUGAAAAUAAUGGGCAGUGCGAUGAAGGCGCUGAAUAUUGCGAAAGACAUAUAGAAAACUCAAAAGACAAAAAUGAACGGCUAAAGGUAAACGAAGGAAUGGAUUUCGCAGGAUAUGCUCACAAAGAACAAGAUGAUUUUAAACCUGAGGAGACGUUUGGGGAACGAAAUUAUGAACGCAUCAGGACACAUGAGCAAAAAAGUGAUGAAGCAAGGUCAAGUGAAGGUUUCUGCGAAGAGCCACAUCGGCCCUCACAGUUACAACGUGAUCAUUCUGAUAACUUUCUCACAAAUGAAAACAAUAAGAAAGUAUUAGAAACGCAGCAAGUUCACAAAAAGAAAAAGAAGAAAAAGAAAAGACAAAAGAAGAAAAAAGGAUUCCAAUCCGAAUCACCAGUAAAUAACCAAGGACAACCAGAGUCUUUACCCGAGGAUGACCAGGGGCAACGUAUGAAAUCUCUUGAGGAUAACAGAGAACAACCAAAGCAUCAGGAACAGUCCGUGCAUUCUCUUGAUGAAGACCAGCAACAACCAAAGCAUUCUCUGGGUUGGGACCAGGAACAACCCAAACAUUCUCUUGUGGAAGACCAGGAGAAACCCACUAAUUCAUUUGAGAAUGACCAGGAACAACCCAAAAAUUAUCUUGAGGAUGACCAGGAAUCACCGAGGAAUGUUGUUGAGAAUGACCAGGAACAACCCAAGAAUUCUCCUGAGGAUGACCAGGAACCACCGAGGAAUGUUGUUGAGAAUGACCAGGAACAACCCAAGAAUUCUCCUGAGGAUGACCAGGAACAACCCAGACAUUCUCUUGAUGAAGACCAGGAACAACCCAAGCAUUGCCUUGAAGACCAGGAGCAGCAAAAGAACUCUCUUGAAAAAGACCAGGAACAGCACAAGCAUUCUCUUGAUGAAGACCAGGAACAACCCAAGCAUUCUCUUGAAGACCAAGAGCAGCAAAAGAACUCUUUUCAUGAAGGCCAGGAACAGCACAAGCAUUUUCUUGUGGUAGACCAGGAGCUACCCAACAAUUAUCUUGAGGAUGACCAGGAACAACCGAGGAAUUCUGUUGAGAAUGACCAGGAACAACCCAAACAUUCCCUUGUGGAAGACCAGGAGAAACCCACCAAUUAUCUUGAGAAUGACCAGGAACAACCCAAGAACUCUUUUGAUGAAGACAAGGAACAGCACAAACAUUCUCUUGUGGUAGACCAGGAACCCAACAUUUAUCUUGAGGAUAACCAGGAGCAACCCAAGAAUUAUCUUGAGGAUGACCAGGAACCCAAGGAUUCUAUUGGGAAUGACCAGGAACAACCCAACCAUUCUCUUGAUGAAGACCAGGAUCAACACAAGCUUUAUCUUGUAGAAGACCACGAGCAAACCACCAAUUAUCUUGAGGAUAACCAAGAACAAUCCAAGAUAUAUCUUGAGGACGACCAGGAACAACCCAAGAAUUCUCUUGAGGAUGGCCAGGAACAACCCAAACAUUCUCUCGAAGAAGACCAGAAACAAACCAAAGGCCAGGAGCAACCAAACUAUACUCUUGAGGAAGACAAAGAUCAAGCAAAACUUUCUAUUGAUGACCAUGCACACCAUAACUCUUCUCUGAGGAAUUCCCAAGAGCAACUCAAACCUGCUCUUGAAAAUAACCAGGGAAUAUCCGAGCUUUUGUUUGAGAAUGACCCGAGGGAAACUGAACCUUCUCACUGCGAUAAUCAAGGGCAAUCCUGGCAUUCUGAUCAUCAAAACCAACUCGAGUAUGAAAGAGUACCAUCCGAGAGAUAUGAAACAGAAAUUGAAAGAUACAACCAGGAUGCAGGAGUAAAAGCUGACGAGGUAAUUGCACAUUGUACAGACGAUGACCGCUGUCUAACAUUCAGUGAAGUACAAGAAGACAGUGAAAUUUUCCACGAUGAUAUGAACUUAGACAUUCCAGACAUCCAACUGUCAGAGGUGAGCGUUGGAAAAACCUUGGAGUUUGAUGUAGACCAGCGUAAUACACUUAUUGCUAUCGACAAGACGCAAGAUGAAUCUGAAAACUUUCAAUGUGAUAUCUUACAACAUGUACAAGCUAUAGAUUACACAUCUUUAGAUACUACAAAACCACAAAGGCCCAAGGUCCUCCCUUUAAUGGAGCUUAUCCCUGAAGUUGAUUCUGACAAUUGUGACAAAGAGGAUUCGCCACGGACAGAAUUAAACAGAUGUACUAAGCCAGGAAAUGAGGAAGAAACAACCCAAACAUGUCGCCUUGAAAAUAAGGCGAUUCAAAAACGUGUCACGUGGUCUGAACAUCUUAUAGACGCUAAGUCACCAGAAACUCCURUAUCACCUGACCUAGAAUUUUCGCAUGCCAUAGACACAGAUCAUGUGACUAAGGGAGAUAUCACUGAACAAGACAAAGACUUUGACGGUAUAUUAAGAGAUGUCAUCAACAGUUGUCUUGAACCAGAUUACAGCACAUCGAAGUCUGCAGUUCAUCGUGCAGUCGCCCAAGGGAGUGUCGAGACCCUGGUAUGUCUAAUAGAGGACGGUGUUGAUGUUAACGGUCUUGAUGAACAUGGCUGGCCUCCAUUACAUGUAGCCAUGCUCACAAACAAUGUUGACUGUGCUGCAGUACUGUUGGAUGCAGGUGCUGACUUACAACAUUACACGGAUGCACUAAUCCAGGAAUACCGAACAGUUAGAAAAGACGCUACUAGCAUUAGGUACGGGUAAACAAGGCCAUGAUUUGCCCAUUGAUACAGU